AGGAUUAUUGAUAGAGAUAGAGAUCGAGGUCAAGACAGAGAUGUGGAAAAUAAGCAAGAACAUGAUAAGAAGCGGGACAGGGAAUGGGAAAGAGACCGUGAAUUAGAUGGGAGUCGAGAUAGAGAUAGGGAGAUGCAGAGAAGUGAUGAUCAUCAUAAAAGUCGAGACAAGGAUAAAGAUCAAGCAUUGAAGAAAGUGAAUGGUUCUAAUUUUAGUGACCGAAAUAGUAGAGAGCUUUCAUCAGAUUCAAGUGAUGAUGGUCAUGAUGAGGUGGAAAAACAACUAGAAAUUUCAAACCAACAGCUCGAAGAACUUCAAAAACAGAUAUCUCAGAUGGAAGGGUUGGCAGAGGAGAAAAGACAAUUUGCUACAAAGUUACAGGAGAAGUCCCAGAAAUUGGAGGAUGCAUUGACUGCUGCAAAGAAGCUCUCCUCUCAACGUCAGAUGCAAUUGACCAAGCUGCAUAGAUGUUUUCUGCACGUAAAAGACUACAGCGAAAGGCUUAAAAGCUCUGAACAGGAACUCCAGUCUCUUGUUGAUGCAACAAUGAUAGAGGUGGAUGUUGGUAAAGAUGUAGGUUUUAAGGUAUUGGGGCUAACAAAUGGAAGUACCUAACAGUGCACGGGGAUUAAAGUCCAUUUUGCAUUUGACGAGUGUUAAAUGUACAGCCUUCAUUUUCAUUCAAGUUUGUGUUUAUUUUUUUGGGUGGAAUGAAUGAUAUUCUUGUUUCUGACAGAUUUAUUUAGAAAUAUUAUUGGAAUAUAAAAUCUUGUAAUCACUAAAAGAUAUUCUCUAUCCACAUAUUAGUGGCUGCGAAGAGGUUAGAACUCCAAAGUCGUUGAAGACUGUCUUAUGUC
Messenger RNA from Camellia sinensis, 857 nucleotides. RefSeq lists its product as uncharacterized. Gene Ontology annotation, molecular function: RNA binding. Gene Ontology annotation, cellular component: mitochondrion; nucleus. NCBI's taxonomy places the organism in Eukaryota, Viridiplantae, Streptophyta, Magnoliopsida, Ericales, Theaceae. The record is from RefSeq and is a predicted model, not a curated record.